AUGCUGUCUUGGGGGGGGGGGGGGGGCUCUUAUUCUGCUGCUUUGAUGGGUUGGCAUUCCCCUCGAGAUUACCACGUAAGUGGAUAUGGUUGUGGAGAUCAUUUUUACGAAAGUGAUACAUUUACCCAUUCUUGGCAAGUCCUAGCAGAGCUAUUGAAAUGUCCAGAAACGAAAGAUAUGCUAUGCGAUGUUGGCAUUAAAAUACUCUUAAUACGGCCUAAGAAAGCUAUGGCAGAUGAUGGUGUAUAUCGUGAAGGAAGAUGGUUUGCUUCUUGGAUUAAGGAAAAAAUGGUAGAUGACUAUAAUUUGCCACCCUUUAUCUCCAAUAUUACUGGACAGACUACCGUUCCAAUUGGAGACGCUGUCAUCCAGACAUCUGAUACUUGUCUUGGAAGUGAAAUAUGUGAAGAAUUCUUUACAGCUGAUAGCACCCACGUAAAAAUGGCUCUUGAUGGUGUGGAGAUUAUUACUAACGGUAGUGGUAGUCAUCAUGCAUUAAGGAAAGCAAAGCGUAGAUUUGAUCUAAUGCGUGCCGCAACAGCAAAGACCGGUGGUAUUUACUUAUUUGCAAACCAACGUGGCUGUGAUGGUGAUCGUAUGUACUACGAUGGAAACUGUAUCAUAGCGCGAAAUGGUGAUAUCAUGAAUUACGGGUCCAAAUUUUCAUUAGAAGAAGUGGAGGUCAUAACUGCAACUUUAGAUCUGGAAGAUGUUCGGACUUAUCGCAAUGCUAUGACUAGUGUAAGAUUACACUCGUCAGCCGCUACUAGUUACCCUAGAAUCAGAGUUGAUUUUAAGCUAACACACGAUACAAUCGAUGUCAUGUUAACAAACCCUGCAACUGUCGAUUAUGCAACACCUGAGGAAGAAAUUUGUUAUGGCCCUGCAUGCUGGAUGUGGGAUUAUUUACGACGAAGUGGACAGCAUGGAUUUUUUUUACCUCUUAGUGGAGGAAUAGAUAGUUCCGCAACAGCCUGUAUCGUAUCUUCAAUGUCUCAUUUAGUAUGUAAUGCUUGUAUUAAUGGCAAUCAACAAGUUAUUACAGAUGCUCGACGAAUCGUAGGUGAUGAUUCGUAUAUCCCAACUGAACCCAAAGAAUUUACCAAUCGAAUAUUUACUACAUGUUAUUUGGGAACAGUAAACUCAUCAACACACACUAGAGAAAGGGCAAAAAAUCUUGCCGGUCAACUAGGCAGCUAUCAUCUUAGUAUUGUUAUCGAUACUGCAAUUACUGCAAUCAUUUCUAUUUUUACUAGUGUAACAGGAAAAACUCCAAAAUUUCGUGCAAAUGGUGGAUCAUUCUGUGAAAAUCUUGCUUUGCAAAAUAUACAAGCUCGUAUUCGAAUGGUUCUGUCAUACCUAUUUGCACAACUUAUUUUAUGGUCUCGAGGAUUGCCUGGCAGUUUACUGGUGUUAGGAUCGGCAAACGUCGAUGAAGCUUUAUGCGGCUAUAUGACGAAAUACGACUGUUCUAGCGCCGACAUUAACCCUAUCGGAGGAAUUAGUAAAACCGAUUUGAGAUCUUUCAUAAAAUUCUUUCGAAGUAAGUACGAUAUACCUGCUUUGGAUAGUAUUUAUGAAGCCCCACCUACAGCCGAAUUAGAACCAUUAAGUGAAGGCGAAAUUAGCCAAACUGAUGAAGAAGAUAUGGGAAUGACCUAUGAAGAGUUAUCGUUUUAUGGAAGGCUUCGAAAAGUUAAUUUUUGCGGGCCAUACAGCAUGUUUUGCAAAUUAGUCAGCUCAUGGAAAAAUAAAUAUACUAUAACUAAGAUUGCAGACAAUGUAAAGCACUUCUUCCGCAGCCCGGACGAUAAUCGAUUCGAUCUUAGACAGUUUCUUUACAACAUUAAUUGGACUUGGCAAUUUCGUGCCAUCGAUAAUGAGAUCGAUCAACUGAAUAAGAAGACCAGUUGA
Messenger RNA from Trichoplax adhaerens, 1914 nucleotides. RefSeq lists its product as uncharacterized. Gene Ontology annotation, cellular component: cytoplasm. The record is from RefSeq and is a predicted model, not a curated record. The transcript is spliced from 12 exons. Lineage: Eukaryota; Metazoa; Placozoa; Uniplacotomia; Trichoplacea; Trichoplacidae. The coding region runs from base 1 to 1914 and encodes 637 amino acids. Gene Ontology annotation, biological process: NAD+ biosynthetic process. Gene Ontology annotation, molecular function: ATP binding; NAD+ synthase (glutamine-hydrolyzing) activity; glutaminase activity.